This is a messenger RNA of Perognathus longimembris pacificus (Pacific pocket mouse), 2116 nucleotides long. RefSeq names its product SH3 domain containing GRB2 like 1, endophilin A2 (gene Sh3gl1). The transcript has 10 exons. Gene Ontology annotation, biological process: synaptic vesicle uncoating. Gene Ontology annotation, cellular component: cytoplasm; glutamatergic synapse; presynapse. The record is from RefSeq and is a predicted model, not a curated record. Gene Ontology annotation, molecular function: protein binding. Lineage: Eukaryota; Metazoa; Chordata; Mammalia; Rodentia; Heteromyidae. Bases 162 to 1268 code for a protein of 368 amino acids.
GCGGGUGUGGAAGUGGCGAGCGCCGAGUGGCGGAGGCGGUGCCGACUCGGGGUGGGGGGGGGAACAGUUGAGGCGCGCGAGAGGCUCCGCAGCGCCCGGGUUCCUGUAACUUUGCACGGGACGGGCGGUUCGCUCGGUCCGGGCCUCGGGAGCGCAGCAGCAUGUCGGUGGCGGGGCUGAAGAAGCAGUUCUACAAGGCGAGCCAGCUGGUCAGUGAGAAGGUCGGCGGGGCUGAGGGGACCAAGCUGGAUGAUGACUUCAAAGACAUGGAGAAGAAGGUGGAUGUCACCAGCAAGGCAGUGACAGAAGUGUUGGUCAGAACUAUUGAGUACCUACAGCCCAACCCAGCUUCCCGGGCCAAGCUGACAAUGCUCAACACAGUGUCCAAAAUCCGGGGCCAGGUGAAGAACCCUGGCUACCCGCAGUCAGAAGGGCUGCUGGGCGAGUGUAUGAUCCGCCAUGGGAAGGAGCUGGGCGGCGAGUCCAACUUUGGAGAUGCCCUGCUGGAUGCAGGAGAGUCCAUGAAACGCCUGGCCGAGGUGAAGGACUCCCUAGACAUAGAGGUCAAGCAGAACUUCAUUGACCCACUGCAGAACUUGUGUGACAAGGACCUGAAGGAGAUCCAGCACCACCUGAAGAAGCUGGAGGGCCGCCGGCUGGACUUUGACUACAAGAAGAAGCGGCAGGGCAAGAUCCCAGAUGAGGAGCUGCGCCAGGCCCUGGAGAAGUUCGAGGAGUCCAAGGAGGUGGCAGAGACCAGCAUGCACAACCUCCUGGAGACUGAUAUCGAGCAGGUGAGCCAGCUCUCAGCGCUGGUGGAUGCUCAGCUGGACUACCACCGGCAGGCUGUGCAGAUCCUCGAUGAGCUGGCCAGCAAGCUAAAGCGCCGGGUGCGGGAUGCCUCCUCACGCCCCAGGCGUGAGUACAAGCCCAGGCCCCGGGAAUCCUUUGACCUAGGAGAGCCUGAGCAGUCCAACGGGGGCCUCCCCUGCACCGCGCCCAAGACCACAGGAGUUUCGUCAUCUUUCCGAUCUUCCGAGAAGCCGAUCCAGACACCCAGCCGGAGCAUGCCGCCCCUGGACCAGCCCAGCUGCAAGGCGCUGUAUGACUUUGAGCCUGAGAAUGACGGCGAGCUGGGCUUCCGCGAGGGCGACCUCAUCACGCUCACCAACCAGAUCGACGAGAACUGGUACGAGGGCAUGCUGCACGGCCAGUCCGGCUUCUUCCCACUCAGCUAUGUGGAGGUGCUCGUGCCCCUGCCUCAGUGAUGCCACCGUCCCCACAUGGCCCCGCUUGGGGGCUGCCGCAUUCCAUGAGGCGGCUCAGCCCCCCCUGCAGGCGAGCUCCAGCUCACCAGCGGCAGGCGGUGCUUGGGGCUCCUUCCACGCGGGGCUAACACUAAGGUGCUCUUGAAACACUAACGUUCCUCUUGCCCCUCCGUGGGUGGCAACUCCAGGGGACCCUCCAGCCCCUUCCCCAGGUCCCACAGUCCUGACUUCACGAGGCCCAGCCCCGCAGACUAACCGGGUGCGGACCUUUGGCCAUUCCACACCCCAGUUUCUAAUCCCCUCCAGCCCGUUGCUGGCGAUGGGCCUUGGUCCCCACUCCAGGCGGCUUGGGGUGCUCCCCCACCUUGCCCACAUCCCAGGUACUUGCUGGGUGCCGGGGUCCUCACCCUCCCUGUAGUACCCACCCGCCAGCCCGAGCCUGGGCCUUGGUGGAUCACAUGGAGGGGUUUCUCUGGCACAAGCUGCCUCCACCAGCUGAGCACCCCUCCCACGGGACCAGGCCUCACCUCUGCCCUGCCGAGGGUCAGGCACAGGGCUCCAAAGAGAAAGGCCCCUGCCUGAGCCGCCAUGCUGCUGUGCGCGUGGUGACCCUGCGGCCCUCCAUAGACAGCUGCCAGAGCCUGCUCCCAGGCCACAGCCCAGCCUUCCUCCCCUCACCUAACCAGGUGCUGGCCAAGUGGGGGCUGUGGCCCAUCCAGGUUUGCAGUCCCCCAGCCCAGCCUCUGUGGGGCGCCCUGGCCACAGGAAGCGCAGCUCGCUCUGGGGCCAGGCAAAGCCAUGUAUUCCUCACUUCGUUUUUACAAAGUAUUAAAUGUCUUUCUACAGUC